AUGGGAGACAAGCCAAUUUGGGAGCACAUUGGAUCCAGCUUUAUUCAGCAUUACUACCAAUUAUUUGAUAACGACAGAACCCAGCUAGGUGCAAUUUACAUUGAUGCAUCAUGCCUUAUGUGGGAAGGACAGCAGUUCCAGGGGAAAGCUGCCAUUGUGGAGAAGUUGUCUAGCCUUCCGUUCCAGAAAAUCCAGCAUAAUAUCACGGCGCAGGACCAUCAGCCUACACCAGAUAGCUGUAUCAUCAGCAUGGUUGUAGGCCAGCUCAAGGCCGAUGAAGAUCCCAUCAUGGGUUUCCACCAGAUGUUUCUAUUAAAGAACAUCAACGACGCUUGGGUUUGCACCAAUGACAUGUUCAGGCUUGCCCUGCACAACUUUGGCUGA
Messenger RNA from Microtus oregoni (creeping vole), 384 nucleotides. Its product is annotated as nuclear transport factor 2-like. The coding region runs from base 1 to 384 and encodes 127 amino acids. NCBI's taxonomy places the organism in Eukaryota, Metazoa, Chordata, Mammalia, Rodentia, Cricetidae. The transcript has a single exon. Gene Ontology annotation, cellular component: nuclear pore central transport channel. The record is from RefSeq and is a predicted model, not a curated record. Gene Ontology annotation, biological process: protein import into nucleus.